UGAGGAUUUGCCUUUAUUUUAAAUGUCGUAAUGAACACAUGUCCCGCAUAACCUGCACUUUAUAUGUACAUAAUGUAUACAUGCAAUACAGUAUUUUUGAAAAGUUGUUAAUUGAAAGCUGUAUUAGUAAAUAUUAAACUUGGAAACUUUUAUAGGCACUUAUAUUUCAUAAAUGGCAACUUUGACACCUAAAUUUUGUGCUUUUAAACGUGUGUGUAUAACUAUUCCGUGCAUAAAAGUACUUAAACGAAAUUACAUGGGUAAUGUUCAGCAAGAAAGGACUGAGCAAAAGAUUCAUCCGUAUAAACAGAUUCAUCCGUAUAAACAGAUUCAUCCGUGGAAAUCAUUAAUGGGAUUUUCUGAAGAUCUUCUGAAGAAUGUCAUUUACAAUAAAGAUGGAUUAGUAGCAUUAAAUAAACCUUAUGGAAUAAGACCUAGAGCACCAGAAAUGUCUGAUAAAAGUUCUGGAAACAGAGUACCAAACGGUGUGGAUUAUACACUAAGUGAUGCUUUGCCAUAUAUUGCUGACCAAUUAAAUUAUUCGAAUUUAAGUAUAGUUAGAUCUCCUGAAAUGUACAUGAGCGGUAUCACACUUUUAGCAGUAGACGCACGUGUUCAACAUGCCAUUGAAGUUGCAAUCAUUCGUUCCAAUUACUUUGCUAAAACAUAUUGGGUAAUUACAGUUGGAGUGCCAAGACAAUUGAAAGGGCAGUACCGCUUGGCAAUGAAAUUAGUAUCAAAUCCGCAAUUUAAAGAUAAAAAAACAGUCUUGACAGAAUCGUGGACUAAUCGUGAGCAUAAAUUAGGUAAAAUAAAACUGGUGAAAACAGAAUUUCAGACGUUAUCUAAUUCCACUCUCAAUUUGUCGUCUUUGGUUCAAAUAAAAUCGUCUACUGAAAGGAGGCACACGCUCAGAUUGUUUGCAUCCACGUUUCUGUAUAGUCCAAUUCUCGGAGACAAUUCAUCCUGUGCGUCGCGAAUACAGAAAGUCGGGGAUACCUAUGUAAAAAUUGAUCCGUUUCUCGUCCACCCUGCACCACCGAAAUUGGAUACGAGGCUACUCAAACUGUUAAAUGUAAGGCCUAGCAACCAGACUAUAAUUCCUGUACAUAUUCAUCUAAGGUCGGUAGUUCUACCUGAAUUCUUUGGGGAAACAUUAACGAUAGAAGCACCUUUAAUGCCAUAUUUCGAAUGGACAUGUAGGCAACUUGAGUUUAAAUACUUCAUGCAAAAUAAUAUUUCUUCUGUAGAAUAAUAUAUACGCAUAAAAAAGGA
Messenger RNA from Ceratina calcarata, 1275 nucleotides. RefSeq names its product mitochondrial RNA pseudouridine synthase Rpusd4. Lineage: Eukaryota; Metazoa; Arthropoda; Insecta; Hymenoptera; Apidae. Gene Ontology annotation, molecular function: RNA binding; pseudouridine synthase activity. The record is from RefSeq and is a predicted model, not a curated record. Gene Ontology annotation, biological process: pseudouridine synthesis. The transcript has 4 exons. The coding region runs from base 173 to 1255 and encodes 360 amino acids.